AUGGUAUUUAUUUAUGGAUUUUGUGAUGGAAAUUCAAGAUCAUCCGUUCAAGAAUACGCUAGAAGAUUUCCCAAUAGGCGUACGCCUAAUAGGCAAGUAUUUACAGAUCUAUUUAAUCGACUAAGGGAGACAGGAUGUGUUAGAAAAGUUGUCCCUGACGGUGUAGUUCAAACUCCUGUAGAGGUUGAAAAUGACAUCUUACACUCUGUUCAGCAAAGCCCAGGAACAAGCGUAAGAAAGCUUUCACGACAGCACCUGGUGUCUAUUUCUAAAACCUGGAGAAUUUUACAUAAUGAAGGAUUAUAUCCUUAUCACUUAAGAAAGGUUCAGGCGCUUCACGCUGGUGAUACCCUAAGAAGGUCUCAGUUUUGUCGCUGGGUAGCAGGAAAUCGUCACCAAAUUAAGUUCAUACUCUUUACUGAUGAAGCUCAAUUUACUCGGAAUGGAAUAAACAACUCAAAAAAUGUCCACAUAUGGGCCGAAGACAAUCCACAUGCCACAGUGGAGACAAACUUUCAACAGAGGUUUUCGGUGAAUGUUUGGUGCGGUCUUUUAAAUGACAAACUUGUAGGACCUCACAUCUUAGAUGGUGCUCAAAACGGUGUAAGUUAUCUACAUUUCCUAAACAACACUUUGCCGGAACUGCUCGAAGAUGUUGCCAUCCAGUCAAUGGCAAGGAUGUUUUAUCAACAUGACGGUGCUCCCCCACACAGGAGUCGAGCUGUAGUUGAAACGCUGAGAAACCGUUUCGAGGAAAAACUUAUUGCUCAUCAAGGACCAGUGAAUUGGCCCCCUAGGUCGCCCGACCUGACUCCGAUGGAUUACUUCCUAUGGGGAUACAUGAAAACAGAAGUUUACAGAAGCAAGCCUCAAACAAGAGAAGAGCUGGUAGAGAAGAUUCACACCGUAGCAGAAACAAUAAAAAGUAAUCCUAUCAUGAUAAGAGCAGCUACAUUAUCUCUGGUUAAACGUGCUAGACUGUGUCUGUCUAAAAAUGGAGGCCAUUUUGAAAACCUCAUCAGUUAA
Messenger RNA from Macrosteles quadrilineatus (aster leafhopper), 1026 nucleotides. RefSeq lists its product as uncharacterized. NCBI's taxonomy places the organism in Eukaryota, Metazoa, Arthropoda, Insecta, Hemiptera, Cicadellidae. Gene Ontology annotation, molecular function: nucleic acid binding. The coding region runs from base 1 to 1026 and encodes 341 amino acids. The record is from RefSeq and is a predicted model, not a curated record. The transcript has a single exon.